AUGUCACGUGAUAAUAAAAAAUCAAAUGUAUUAUUGCCGGUACUUGUUACCGCAUUUGCAAUCCCUCUGUCAAUGUUAUUUUGGAUAAUAAAUGUCAUAUAUUCUAUUUUAUCACCCAGGGAGAAUCAGACUGAAGACCAUGCAGUAAUUUCACCAUGGAGAUGGUUAGCAGCGAUAGUGAUCCCGAUUCUAUUUUCCCUCUGGGGUUUAAAAAGACGCAGCUUAGACCUGAGCGGCGCGAUGCUAGGUCUGGUUGUCGGGUUUGUUUUGACGAUAACAAACUACGCGUAUUUAGCGGACCUCAUGUGCUUUUUUGUAAGUUCUUCUUUGGCGACCAAGUUCAGGAUGAAUGAAAAAAGGAAGCUGGAGGUUGACUUUAAGGAAGGAGGCCAGAGAAACUGGAUCCAGGUUUUAUGCAACGGUGGCAUGGCUUUGCAGCUGGCAUUGCUUUAUUUGUUAGAUGUUGGGUGUGGAGAAAGAGCUCUUGAUUUUGAUAAAGACUACCGGAGUUCUUGGUUGUCUAUUGGUAUUCUAGGAGCAUUUUCAUGCUGCAAUGGAGAUACCUGGGCAUCCGAAUUUGGAACGGCAAUCGGUAACUCGGAUCCGUUUUUAAUUACAACCCGAACAAAAGUUCCAAGAGGUACAAAUGGAGCAGUUUCAUUGGUUGGCUUAUUAAUGUCAUUACUGGGCGGAUUACUCGUAGGUGUAUUUCAUUAUUUAGCUGUACUGUACACAGUAGACUCAGUUGUACUUGAAAACUCAGCCCCCCAAUGGCCAAUUAUUGUAAUAGCCGGCCUCGGAGGUUUACUCGGCAGCAUUUUAGACUCUAUUUUCGGCGCUACGCUCCAGUAUUCCGGAAUUAACGAAGAGGGAAAAAUUGUUGAGCGACCUGGAAAAGGUGUCAAGCAUAUUUGUGGAAGACAAAUUUUGGAUAACCACAGCGUCAAUCUUUUGUCUAGCAUCGCGAUAGCUCUGACGCUUCCGCGGAUCGCUAAUUUUAUUUGGCCGUUUAUAAAAUAA
Cotesia congregata is the source of this 1020-nucleotide messenger RNA. Lineage: Eukaryota; Metazoa; Arthropoda; Insecta; Hymenoptera; Braconidae. The record is from the annotation of a GenBank genome assembly.